Molecule: messenger RNA, 2083 nt
Organism: Chironomus riparius
Lineage: Eukaryota; Metazoa; Arthropoda; Insecta; Diptera; Chironomidae
Source: the annotation of a GenBank genome assembly
AUUUUUUUUCGACAACUGUAUAAAAACUCAUUUACUUCUAAAGACUGUUUCAGUAGUAAAAUAAAAUUUCAAUAAUCAACAUGAAUAAAUAUGUUUUAGUGACAUUAGUCAUACUGCUAGCAGUACAGGGACUUGAUGCUCAAUUUCUAUCUGGAAUAAUUUCACUUUUCACUUCUGUUGGUGGAUUUGUUUUCAACUCUGUCCUUAGUGUACCGUACACAAUAAUCAGUUUUGCAGCUACAUUUACUGUGAUUGUUUCAAAUGCAACACUAGCUACCUUAUCACUUGCUAAUGCCGGAGCCUACAAUUCUCUGAUCCGCAUCAAUAAUUUUACAAACAACGUCAACAACAUAACCAGCUACUAUAAUUCCCUUCUACAAGACCGAUCCAACACAGCUACAUUCUUUGGAAGAACAGUUGUUGGAAAUUUAUAUGACGCAAUUAAUGGAAUUGGAUAUACCACAAAUGGAUUGUCAGCGAUUGUCAUAGGAUGUAGACCAUCACAACCACCACCAAUUUCCUACCUUAAUACUUACUAUCCACUACCUGAUUCAUGCUUAAGCACUACAAACUGUACAAAUACGACUAUUGCAUGUGCAGCUAGAAACUUCAUAAAUUUGGCUCAAUACCAAAUUAAUAACAUCAAUACUACAGCACUUUACCUUCAAUGGCUAGCUGAAGAUUUUGGAAGUAAUGACACAAUAAAUGCAACAGUUGAUGCAGAGAUAAUAAUUGAACAGUGGGCAAAUUUAAGUGCAAUGGCGAGGUUUUAUUUGACAGUCAACAGUCAAGGAUCAUUAUUGACUUAUGCUGAUCCGAGUUUCAAUGCAAAUUUUACAGCAGUCAUGAAUCAAAUGGUAACAUUCAUGAACAACAUCAAUGCAACCACAAGUGAGUUGCUGAACUCGACAAAUAUUCUGUAUUUCAGUAUUAAUGACUUUGGACGAUUACAGCGCUAUCAAAUUUUGAGUGAAAUCUUUCAAAAUAGAAGUAGACGCUGGGCUUACAUCAAUUCAUUGAUUGGUUACAAUACAUUCAGAUCUAACGUAAAUAAUGCAUUGACUUCUUUGAAUAAUACAGCAUACCAAUUUGUUCAAGCUAUCAAUGGAAUCAGCCCUUCAGGUUAUGUUUACAAAACAACCCAAACUCAUAGUUCAGCAUUCCAAAAUCUUACGAGUCGAUUAAAUUCUUCACUAUCGACAUUCUUAACAGACUUGAAUGCUAGAAUUGAGGCAGUCGAACAGUCAAAAUCAAACUUAAUCUUGAACGCUACGCAAGCUUUAAAUGGAACAUUCAGUGACUUUAUUGAAUCAGUUUUGAAUGAUAAUGUCACAGAUUGCUUGAAUUUUACUGCUCCUGCAUCAGAUGCUUAUGCUGAUUUUGCACUUGGCAUUCAAGCUUGUGGACAAAAUACAGACAUAGACACUCAAACUAUCAAUACAAAUGCAACGAGCAUUUUUAAUAAUUUCAUGUCCAGUGCCAGUGCAUUUAUGAAUACGUCAAAUAGUUGCUUCUCUUAUGCAUGUCAAGGAAAUUUGGGAUAUCCAUUCGCUACAUACGGUGUAAGAUGUGCCAACGAUAACACAUUUUUCCGUUGUACAACUUGGUUGCCUCCAUUCUUCUACAAUUGCCCUACAACCAAAUCAAACUAUUUGAACACAUGCCUUAGUAAUCUCAAUACAGCCAUAAACUCAUUCGUCGCUAGUGCAGACUCAUCAGUCAAUAGUACUUUGAGUCUACUCAGGAGUUCCAUCAAUAGUGCUCUUACCGAAUUGAAUACUUGCAUUAAUAACCAAGUUAAUGCCACAAACAUUGCUUUAGAUGCUAUUUCUGCAGACUACAACAACUGUAAAACAAGUCAGGCUGCUUGAUUUAAAAGUUAAUAAUUUUUAAAAGACCAAAAAUAAAUUGAAUGUUAAAUUUUUUUUAAAAGUUUUGAUAAAUAAAGAUAUGGAGCCGUUCACUUAUGACGUCCAUCAAAAAACACAAUUGUUAAACCCAAUUCCCCCUCAAUCAAAAAACUGUUACAGAUAAUAAUUCCUCCCCCCCCCCCCUCUUCUGUGACUUCAAUCAUAGACACAAA